Molecule: messenger RNA, 2973 nt
Organism: Cercocebus atys (sooty mangabey)
Lineage: Eukaryota; Metazoa; Chordata; Mammalia; Primates; Cercopithecidae
Gene: EMX2
Product: empty spiracles homeobox 2
Exons: 3
Coding region: 900-1658 (252 amino acids)
Biological process (GO): brain development; regulation of DNA-templated transcription; neuron differentiation
Molecular function (GO): DNA-binding transcription factor activity, RNA polymerase II-specific; DNA binding
Source: RefSeq, a predicted model, not a curated record
AAGAGGAGGAGGAGGAAGAAGAGGAGGAGGAGAAGAAGAAACCGGAGGAAGAGGAGGAGGCGAAGGAGGAGGAGAAGCCGCAGCGGGCGCCGCAGGAGCGAGUGAGCUGGGAGCGAGGGGCGAAGGCGCGGGGAAGUCCGGCGGCCCGGCGGACGGCGGCAGGCUCGGCCGAGGCGGCGGCGCCGACUCCGUUCCACUCGGCCGGGAUCCAGGCCUCCGGGUUCCCAGGCGCUCACCUCCCUCUGACGCACUUUAAAGAGUCUCCCCCCUUCCACCUCAGGGCGAGUAAUAGCGACCAAUCAUCAAGCCAUUUACCAGGCUUCGGAGGAAGCUGUUUAUGUGAUCCCCGCACUAAUUAGGCUCAUGAACUAACAAAUCGUUUGCACAACUUGUGAAGAAGCGAACACUUCCAUGGAUUGUCCUUGGACUUAGGGCGCCCUGCCCGCCUUUUGCAGAGGAGAAAAAACUUUUUUUUUUCCUCCCCCGAGAACUUUCCCCCCUUCUCCCCCCUGCCUCUAACUCCGAUCCCCCCACGCCAUCUAGCCCAAAAAAAAAAAAAAAAAAGAAAAGAAAAAAAAAAGAAAGAAAAAAAAAAGAAAAAAAAAUUACCCCAAUCCACGCCUGCAAAUUCUUCUGGAAGGAUUUUCCCCCUUCUCUUCAGGUUGGGCGCGUUUGGUGCAAGAUUCUCGGGAUCCUCGGCUUUGCCUCUCCCUCUCCCUCCCCCCUCCUUUCCUUUUUCCUUUCCUUUCCUUUCUUUCUUCCCUUCCUCCCCCCACCCCCACCCCAAACAAACGAGUCCCCAAUUCUAGUCCGUCCUCGCCGCGGGCAGCGGGCGGCGGAGGCAGCGUGCGGCGGUCGCCGGGAGCUGGGAGCCCAGGGCGCCCGCUCCUCGGCGCAGCAUGUUCCAGCCGGCGCCCAAGCGCUGCUUCACCAUCGAGUCGCUGGUGGCCAAGGACAGUCCCCUGCCCGCCUCGCGCUCCGAGGACCCCAUCCGUCCCGCGGCACUCAGCUACGCUAACUCCAGCCCCAUAAAUCCGUUCCUCAACGGCUUCCACUCGGCCGCCGCCGCCGCCGCCGGUAGGGGCGUCUACUCCAACCCGGACUUGGUGUUCGCCGAGGCGGUCUCGCACCCGCCCAACCCCGCCGUGCCAGUGCACCCGGUGCCGCCGCCGCACGCCCUGGCCGCCCACCCCCUACCCUCCUCGCACUCGCCACACCCCCUCUUCGCCUCGCAGCAGCGGGAUCCGUCCACCUUCUACCCCUGGCUCAUCCACCGCUACCGAUAUCUGGGUCAUCGCUUCCAAGGGAACGACACUAGCCCCGAGAGUUUCCUUUUGCACAACGCGCUGGCCCGAAAGCCCAAGCGGAUCCGAACCGCCUUCUCCCCGUCCCAGCUUCUAAGGCUGGAACACGCCUUUGAGAAGAAUCACUACGUGGUGGGCGCCGAAAGGAAGCAGUUGGCACACAGCCUCAGCCUCACGGAAACUCAGGUAAAAGUAUGGUUUCAGAACCGAAGAACAAAGUUCAAAAGGCAGAAGCUGGAGGAAGAAGGCUCAGAUUCGCAACAAAAGAAAAAAGGGACGCACCAUAUUAACCGGUGGAGAAUCGCCACCAAGCAGGCGAGUCCGGAGGAAAUAGACGUGACCUCAGAUGAUUAAAAACACAAACCUAACCCCACAGAAACGGACAACAUGGAGCAAAAGAGAGACAGGGAGAGGUGGAGAAGGAAAAAAACCCUACAAAACAAAAACAGACCGCAUACACGUUCACUGAGAAAGGGAGAGGGAAUCGGAGGGAGCAGCAGCAUGCCGCGAAGACUUUGGACAGCGAGGGCACAGGGUCCCAACCCGAGGCCGUGCCAAGAUGGCAGAGGAUGGAGGCUCCUUCAUCAACAAGCGACCCUCGUCUAAAGAGGCAGCUGAGUGAGUGAGAGAGACAGAGAGAAGGAGAAAGAGGGAGGGAGGGAGAGAAAGAGAGGGUGAGAGAGAGAGCAAGAGCUGAACGUGCACUCUGACAAGGGGAGCUGUCAGUCAAACACCAAACCGGGAGGACAAGAUGAUUGGCAGGUAUUCCGUUUAUCACAGUCCACUUAAAAAAUGAUAAUGAUGAUGAUAAAAAGCACGACCCAACCAGGCACAGGACUUUUUUUUUUUUUUUUGCACUUCGCUGUGUUCCCCCCGAUCUUUAAAAAUAAUUAGUAAUAACAAAUGAAAAUUCCGUGUCUAGCCCCAUCCCACAUCUGUUUCAAAACCUUGAAAUGCAUGUAGCAGUUGUUGGGCGAAUGGUGUUUAAAGACCGAAAUGAAUUGUAAUUUUCUUUUCGUUUUAAAGACAGGUUCUGUGUGCUUUUUAUUUUGAUUUUUUUUCCCAAGAAAUGUGCAGUCUGUAAACAAUUUUUGAUACCUUCUGAUGUCAAAGUGAUUGUGCAAGCUAAAUGAAGUAGGCUCAGCGAUAGUGUCCUCUUACAGAGAAACGGGGAGCAGGAUGACGGGGGGCUGGGGGUGGUGGGGGAGGGUGCCCACAAAAAGAGUCAGGACUUGUACUGCAAAAAAAAAAACCCUAAAUUAAUUAUAUUUCUUGGACAUUCCCUUUCCUAACAUCCUGAGGCUUAAAACCCUGAUGCAAACUUCUCCUUUUAGUGGUUGGAGAAAUUGGCCGAGUUCAGCCAUUCACUGCAAUGGCUAUUCCAAACUUUAAAUCUAUCUAUUGCAAAAACUGAAGGACUGUAGUUAGCGGGGAUGAUGUUAAGUGUGGCCAAGCACACGGCGGCAAGUUUUCAAGCACUGAGUUUCUAUUCCAAGAUCAUAGACUUACUAAAGAGAGUGACAAAUGCUUCCUUAAUGUCUUCUAUACCAGAAUGUAAAUAUUUUUGUGUUUUGUGUUAAUUUGUUAGAAUUCUAACACACUAUAUACUUCCAAGAAGUAUGUCAAUGUCAAUAUUUUGUCAAUAAAGAUUUAUCAAUAUGCCCUCAGA